Xenopus laevis (African clawed frog) is the source of this 7669-nucleotide messenger RNA. RefSeq names its product dedicator of cytokinesis protein 3 (gene dock3.L). The record is from RefSeq and is a predicted model, not a curated record. Lineage: Eukaryota; Metazoa; Chordata; Amphibia; Anura; Pipidae. The transcript is spliced from 55 exons. The coding region runs from base 322 to 6513 and encodes 2063 amino acids.
UACACAUCUGUGGGAGUGCAUUUAUCCACCCGGCUCUACAUACCGGCGGUCUCGCUCACCGGCCAUGCCGCAGUUAGGCCCCCUUCAAGCGCUCAAGGGCCCCCCAUCAGACGAUGUUUGGGGGUGAGAGAGUAGCACAAGACCUACUCCAGGACAUUAGCGCCCUGCUUGGAGCUACUUCGCCAACACUAAGCGCUGCGUUUGGAUCCGCUGCUCUGACACUGGGAUCUGCCCAACUGUCACUUUUCCCGAGCCCCGGAUCUGCCACUGCCCCAGAGCACAACAAGGAGUGAAUAUUCCCCGCAGCAGCCGCUCAGCAUCAUGUGGGCUCCGACCGAGGAGGAGAAAUACGGAGUGGUGAUAUGUAGCUUCCGUGGAUCUGUACCCCAGGGCUUGACUCUGGAACUGGGGGAGACCGUUCAAAUCCUGGAGAAAUGUGAAGGCUGGUACAGAGGAGCUUCCUUUAGGAAUCCAAGCAUAAAGGGAAUCUUUCCAACAAACAUCAUACAUUUGAAGAAGGCUACAGUAAGCAACAGAGGGCAAUAUGAGACAGUGGUUCCUGCUGAAGAACCCCUUGUUACAGAGGUGACAUCUACGCUGCAGGAAUGGGCCUCCCUGUGGAAGCAGCUCUAUGUGAAGCACAAAGUAGACCUAUUUUACAAGCUGCGCCAUGUGAUGAACGAGAUCAUUGACCUGCGCAGACAGCUGCUAUCAGGUCAUCUCACGCAGGAUCAGGUACGAGAGGUCAAGAGACACCUGACAGUGCGCCUGGACUGGGGAAAUGAGCAUCUGGGCUUGGACUUAGUGCCCCGAAAAGAAUUUGUGGCUGUAGAUUCUGAUCAGAUUAGUGUCUCCGACCUGUACAAGAUGCAUCUGUCAAGUCGGCACAGUGUUCAACAAAGUACAAACCAGGCAGACACCCUGCGGCAACGACACAAGGAGUCACGAGCUCCUGUUCCUCACCACCUGCUACUCAAUCUGAAGAGUUUCACACACACUAACAUAGGGGAAGAUGUGGACCUUUUCUUCUCACUGUAUGACAUGAGGGAGGCGCGUCAGAUCAGCGAGAGGUUUAUGGUACGUCUGAACAAGAAUGGAGGUCCAAAGAACCCGGAGAAGCUGGAGAGACUCUGUGCACUAUUUACAGAUUUGAGCAGUAAGGAUGUAAAGAGAGACCUGCAUCUUGUGGUUCAUGUCAUCCGUAUAGGGCGCAUGUUAAUGAAUGACUCACGGAAAGGACCUCCUCAUGUGCACUAUCGGCGUCCAUAUGGUUGUGCAGUAUUGAGCCUCGGGGAAGUACUGCCAGUCCUAUGCGAACAUCGAGAGGAGAAGGAUUUUGUCCUGAAGGUGUAUAUGUGUAAUAAUGAGAACGAGUGGUACCAGAUUCAUGAGAACAUCAUCCGAAAGACCAGCACCAAGUACUCCACACCCAGUUCCAACUAUGGGCUGAUGGUAUCCUUGCAACUUCUGAGAGGGGACAUGGAGCAGAUCCGCAGGGAGAACCAAGUGCUGUUUAACAGGGGAGCAGCUAUGACUCGCAAACUGGGGUUCCCUGAUGUUAUUCUGCCAGGUGACAUCCGCAACGAUCUCUAUGUGACGUUGGAAAGAGGUGACUUUGAAAGAGGAGGAAAGAGUGUGCAGAAGAACAUUGAGGUCACCAUGCAUGUUCUCUACGCAGAUGGAGAAAACUUAAGGGACUGUGUUAGCCUUGGGACUGGAGAACCUCCAAGAACUCAGUACCAUUCCUUCGUUCUCUACCACAAUAACAGCCCCCGCUGGGGAGAGCUUAUUAAACUGCCAAUCCCCAUUGACAGGUUUCGAGGGUCCCACCUCCGCUUCGAGUUCAGACACUGCUCCACAAAGGAUAAAGGCGAGAAGAAGCUCUUUGGAUUUUCUUUCACUCCUUUGAUGAGAGAUGACGGGACCACACUGUCAGAUAACAUCCAUGAACUCUAUGUCUAUAAGUGUGAUGAGAACAGCACCUUCAACAACCAUGCUUUGUACCUGGGGCUUCCCUGCUGCAAGGACGACAUGAGUGGCUGCCCCAACAUCCCUUCAAGCCUGAUUUUUCAGCGCAGUCCCAAAGAGACUUUCUGUAUCUCCACACAGCUUUCUUCUACCAAGCUCACUCAGAAUGUUGAUCUUCUCGCUCUCCUGAAGUGGAAGGCUUACCCCGAUCGAAUACUAGAUAUUCUUGGUCGGCUGCGGCACGUGAAUGGAGAGGAGAUAGUAAAGUUCUUGCAGGACAUACUGGACACGUUAUUUGUUAUUCUGGAUGAGAACACAGAGAAGUACGGGCUGCUGGUCUUUCAGUCACUGGUUUUUAUCAUCAACCUACUGCGUGACAGUAAAUAUUAUCACUUCCGCCCUGUGUUAGACUCGUACAUCCAGAAGCAUUUUGCUGGUGCUUUGGCCUAUAGGGAGUUGAUCCGGUGUUUGAAGUGGUACAUGGACCGUUCAGCUGACCUUGUGAGACAAGACCACAUCCAGGAAGCUAUGAGGGCUUUGGAGAUUCUCUUCAAGUUCAUCGUCCAGUCACGGCUGCUGUUCGCUCGCUCCACGGCUGGAUUGGAUGAGGAACAGUUUCGCUGCAGUAUUCAUGAACUUUUCCAAUCCAUGCGCUUUGUACUGAGCCUUGACACACGGAGCUCUGACACUCUGCUCUUUACACAGCCUCCUGCAUCUGGAGGACAGGUGAGCGGAACAGGGGAUUCUGCUACUCAAAACAAUGGGGGUUCAGCAAAGCCACCUGCAGACAGCUAUGCCGCUCUCCUCAGCUCCUUCCCUGCUAUAUUUGAGGAAUUGCUGCCAAUGUUUUCUGUCGCUGAAGUGGCAGAGUUUGUACGUGGCACCCUCAGUAGUCUUCCCAGCACCCUCCACCUGGGCCAGUCAAUGGAUGUGGUGAAGCUGCAGUCUAUAGGCCGCACCGUGGAUUGCAGGCUCUUCUCUUAUCCAGAGGCCCGUCGGAUCCUUCUACCUGUGGUUCUUCAUCAUAUUCACUUGCAUUUGCGGCAGCAGAAGGAGCUCCUUGUCUGCUCUGGAAUCCUCAGCAGCAUUUUCUCCAUCAUAAAGAGCAGUUCCACGGAAGUGGAUGUGGGAGAAGAAGUUCAGAUGCUGCAGGAGAGUCUGCUGGAUGUGCUGCUUCAGACACUUCUUAUCAUCAUGAGCAAAUCUCAGGCCCAGGAAGCUACAAGAGGCCAGCGAUGCCCCCAGUGUACAGCUGAGAUCACAGGGGAGUAUGUGUCCUGCCUCCUAUCUCUUCUGCGGCUGAUGUCUGAUACUCAUUACCAACAUCUACUGCACAACUUUCAGAGCAAGGAGGAGCUAAAGGAAUUUCUGCUGAAGAUUUUCUGUGUCUUUCGGAAUUUGCUGAAGUUGAGUGUCUUUCCCCCAGACUGGACAGUCAUGAGACUCCUCGCCAGCAAUGUAAUAGUAACAACCGUUCAAUAUGUGUCCCCAGCUGUGCACAAGAACUUCUGCGAUGGAGAUUUUGACUUUAAGGUUUGGAACUCCUACUUCAGCCUUGCUGUCCUUUUCAUUAACCAGCCCAGCCUCCAGCUAGAGAACUUUGCUGCUGCAAAGAGAAGGCGGAUACUGGACAAGUAUGGAGAUAUGCGAGUGAUGAUGACUUACGAACUAUUCAACAUGUGGCAAAACUUAGGGGAACACAAGUAUCACUUUAUCCCAGGGAUGAUUGGCCCUUUCCUUGGGGUGUCUCUCGUGCCACAGCCCGAGGUGCGGAAUAUAAUGAUCCCCAUCUUUCAUGACAUGAUGGACUGUGAGCAAAGGCGUAAUGGGAACUUCAAACAGGUAGAGGCUGAGCUUAUUGACAAACUGGAUAACCUUGUGUCUGAAGGAAAAGGGGAUGAAAACUAUCGGGAGCUCUUCGGUCUUCUCUCUCAGCUGUUUGGUCCCUACCCCAGCCUUCUGGAGAAGAUUGAACAAGAGACAUGGAGAGAGCCAGGUGCCUCGUUUGUUACGUCGGUAACGCGUUUGAUGGAAAGGCUGCUUGACUACAGAGAUUGUAUGAAAAGCGAAGAGCCUGAAAAUAAGAAAUUGGGAUGCACAGUGAAUCUAAUGAAUUUCUAUAAAUCAGAAAUAAAUAAAGAAGAAAUGUUCAUCAGAUACAUCCAUAAGCUCUGCGACUUGCACCUUCAGGCAGAGAGCUACACAGAGGCAGCAUUCACCCUGCUUCUCUACUGGGAACUGCUGCAAUGGGAAGAACGCCCCCUAAGGGAGUUUCUCCAUUACCCUGCUCAGAGUGAGUGGCAGCGGAAAGAAGGUCUGAGCCGCAAAAUCCUCCAUUACUUCAAUAAGGGCAAGUGCUGGGAGUUCGGGGUUCCUCUUUGCAGAGAACUUGCUGCUCAGUAUGAGAAACUGUAUGAUUACCAAAGCCUGAGCUGGAUCCUGAAAAUGGAGGCCUCCUAUUAUGAUCACAUUAUGGACCAACAGCGGCUGGAACCUGAGUUUUUCCGAGUAGGAUUUUAUGGAAAGAAGUUUCCUUUCUUCCUGAGGAACAAGGAAUUUGUGUGCAGGGGGCAUGACUACGAGCGUCUGGAGGCGUUCCAGCAAAGAAUGCUCAGCGAGUUCCCUCAGGCUAUUGCAAUGCAACAUCUUAACCAUCCCGAUGACACCAUUCUACAGAGUGACGCUCAGUACCUGCAGAUUUAUGCAGUGACUCCUCUCCCGGACGCCCCACAUAUUUUGCAAAUGGAUCAGGUUCCAGAGAGAAUCAAGAGCUUCUAUCGAGUGAACAAUGUACGAAGGUUUCGAUACGACCGACCAUUUCACAGAGGAACACGGGACAAAGACAACGAGUUUAAGAGUCUAUGGAUAGAGCGCAGCACUCUUACACUUUCUCACAGUCUUCCCGGCAUCUCGUGUUGGUUCGAAGUACAGAAGAGAGAGCUGGUGGAAGUCAGCCCGCUUGAGAAUGCUCUGCAGGUUCUAGGCAACAAGACUCAAGAGCUCCGAGCCCUUAUCACCCAGUAUCAGCACCAUAACCUACAUGGCAACAUCAACUUGCUCAGCAUGUGUCUAAAUGGAGUCAUAGACGCUGCUGUGAAUGGGGGAAUCACCCGCUACCAGGAGGCCUUCUUUGAUAAAGAGUACAUCACGCAGCACCCUGAGGAUGCAGAGAAGAUCAGUCAGCUGAAGGAACUGAUGCAGGAGCAGGUACAUGUUCUUGGUGUGGGGCUGGCUGUACAUGAGAGAUGUGUACACCCUGAGAUGCGUCCCCUCCAUAAAAAGCUGGUGGAUCAGUUCCAGGUUAUGCGCUCCAGUCUCUACCAGGAGUUUCCUACACUGGAGAAGAUGAACAUCUCUUGCCCUCCCCUUUCUCGUAGUAACAUCUUGUUAGCACAUGGAACUAUGAGUGCCGACAGUGUGCGACUGUUACACAGACAUAGUCCUCUAGUAGUUCUGAAUUCUGUGCGACAUUCCUCCUCCUCUCUCUCGUCACACGCAUCCAGUGAUACGGGGACAACACCCACAGCUGGGGACAGUGAGAACGAGGACCCCUACUCCUUGCAGAUGCUGCUCCCGCACUCUCUACAUGCUGGCUCUAUCACUAAUGUUUCCGCAUUAUCUUCAUCCUACACAAGCCCCUCUUCCUCUAGCCUCAGUUCCACUCACUCUGCGCCAUCGCAGCUUGUUAAUUCAGCACCUUCCAGCACUCGAGGAUCACCCUCUCUCCCAGAUAAAUACCGCCACUCACGAGAUCUGGUGAUGCUGCUACCAGCACCAAGGGACCGACCCAGCAGUGCCAUGUACCAGACCAGCACAGACAAUGGCCAGCGCUGCAUGUACCCUCGUGCAUUGUUCCAGCAGGUCCUGGGCCCCUGUAAGCCGUGCAGUGACCCCAACCUGUCUGUAGCUGAAAAAGUGCUUGCAGCCCCCAGCAGCUGGAGUCUUGACAGUGGGACAAGAGAAUCUCUUCCUUUCAUGACAUCUCACAUUGGGAGUGUCCUCACCCCCACCGGAACCACCAGGGGCCUGACACAAGGUCAUUACUCUCUGCACUUUGAUGCUUUCCAUCCUGCCAUGGGGGAAGGUGCUCCAUCUCUGCCCACGAGGUCCCUCCGUAAGAGUCCUCUUCACACUAUCCCUGCCUCUCCCACCAGCCCUCAGUCAUGCCUCAAUGGCAGUAAUUCUCCACUCUCAGGCAGCGCAAGCAGUGGAGUCUCUUCCCUGAGUGAAGGAAAUCUUUCUGGGUGCCCAGACCCAGCUACAACUACAGACCCCAGGACAGAAGAAGAUCACACUGGAGGCUUCCAACACUAUCCUCCAGUGCGGUACAGUCUGUCAGACCCCAAUGGCUUGGAGCCACCUAAAUUCCAGGCAUGCAGAAGUCAUUCAGCCCCAAGCGGGGUCACUCCACCUCGGUCACCCAGUGGGGAGCAUGAAGAGGGAGGAGCUGAUCUGGAACGGACACGAAGACAUCGAAGAAACUGCACAGGGGAAAAAGAGCAACCAGCAAGGGUGGGGUGGGAGCACAACAUAAGCAAACAGUAGCAAGGGCAGCUUGUAUGGAGCAGGAGGAGUAAAUGAGGAGUAUGUUUGGGAUGGCUUUGUGAGGAGAAAGCAUUUCUGAAACCUGUAGGUUAGAAAGAGGUAUGAGGAUUUGUUGAAUGGGCGAGGAGUUAUAGUAGAGAGUGAAAGGGACUGGUCAGACCUGUGUGGAAGGAAAAGGUGUGGGGGGUACGUUUCUGAGACUGGUAUGUUGGGAAGAGGUGAGAGGUAUGGAUUUCUGAGAACUGUUUGCUGUGGGUGUGUGUUUUGAUGAUCUGUGUAUUUGGCAAAGUAAAGGGGGGUACAUGAUUCUGAGAUCUGUGCAUUAUGAAGAGGCAAGGGGUACAUGUAUGGUGGAGAGAGAGAGGGGGAGAGAGAGGAAAGAUGAGAGCGGGUGUAUCUUAGGCUUAUGGUGUACAGCACAUAUUGACCAAUAACAGCCAUCUCACUGAGAUCAUUGGCAGUAAAAAUAUCCUUGCCCACCCAAAACUUCUUCCCAAUCCAAUGUUUAGAAAAUGAUUUGCCUAUGACUGAUGCUGGCAUUGCCAAGUUCAUUAUCAUUUGGUGUCCCUAAGGGGCUCUGCUUGGCAAUGCCGAAGCGUCUGCAAGUGGGCAAGGGACAGUGACAUUCUCCCUGAGAGGAAAGUGAUGGUCAAAUUGCUCUGUGUUUCAAAUGUCUUAUUUAUGAGGGUGUGAAUGGAAUAGCAGUAAUAGUAUCAACUUAAUUUAUCCCACCUUGAAGAAAUUGCUUCUCCUCCUGCCUAUGAUUUCAGGACACUGGUUAUACGUGCUGUUUCCAGCCUCCUUACUGUUGGACUUGACAAAUUUCAGCCUGUCCAUCCUGUCACCCCGGGGUUUUAUCCCUUGAUGUCUGUGAGGGUCCAGAGAAAAUGUAAAGCUCCAUCAGCCACCGUCACCAUCAGACGGUAAUGAGCAACCUCUAGUAACGUGUGUUCAUAUUAUCAGCCCUCCAGCGGUGCAGUGUUGUGUCCCUGAAAAUCAGCUUCCCGCAGGGUGUGUGUUUGUAUAUACAGUGUCCGCAUGUUCCUCGCACACUCUGUGCCGUCCGGUUUAUGUGUAAAUACGAUUCACUGUUUCUGUUGUUGUUUUUUUUUCCUUCAGAUGGUUGUUAUAUGAAAAUAAAGUUUACUGCACUGGA